AUUUGUUUUUUUUUUUUUUUAUUAUUAUUCUUUCAGAUUUUGCAAAACUUGGGCAAAGUCGAUCGUACCGCUGACGAUAUCUUCGAUGAACAUUUAAAUAACUUCAAUCGCCAACAAACCAAUGCCAACAGAUUACAAAAAGAGUUCAACAAUUACAUCAGAUGCAUUCGAGCUGCUCAAGCUGCUUCCAAGUCGCUAAUGGAUGCCAUAUCGGAAGUCUAUGAACCACACUGGGUCGGGUACGAUGCGUUGCAGGCGCAGGCUGGCGCAACCGAAAGCCUUUGGCAAGAUUUCGCCCAUAAAUUGGCAGAUCAAGUACUAAUUCCAUUGAAUACGUACACUGGACAAUUUCCGGAAAUGAAGAAAAAAGUGGACAAACGCAAUAGAAAGCUGAUCGACUAUGAUGGCCAACGUCACUCGUUCCAGAGUCUACAGGCGAAUGCCAACAAGCGCAAGGAUGAUGUUAAGCUCACUAAAGGACGCGAGCAGCUGGAGGAAGCACGUCGCACAUAUGAAAUUCUCAACACUGAAUUGCAUGAUGAGUUGCCCGCCUUAUAUGAUUCAAGAAUAUUGUUUUUGGUUACCAAUUUGCAGACGCUCUUUGCAACGGAACAAGUGUUUCACAAUGAAACGGCGAAGAUCUACUCCGAAUUGGAGGCGAUUGUGGACAAAUUAGCAACGGAUUCGCAACGCGGCUCGAAUACGCUACGCAAACAAACUAGUAAAUUUAUGGAAAGCUCUUCCUUUUCCGCACCAAGCCCCACAAAGACGUCGCCAUUCAAGCAAAUGAACAACACAAGCCCCACUAACAACAGCAACUAUCAAAAUCAGAUCACCACAAAUGGCUCUAGUAAUGUCAAUAGUCCAUCAUCCACAUCCACAAGCUCUUCACAUCAAACAUCCAGGCUUGACUCAGUUUCUCCAACACCAGAAUCGACGCCGGAAAUUUUGAAAGCCUCCACUGCGGCCGCCCCCACCCUCUCCAACGCCAGCGUUGGCUCACCAUCUACGCCGGAAAAUAGCCCCCUCGCCGGACCAGUGGCUCCGCCUUCAUAUCAGCAUGCUGCUGACCUACUUUCGACAGUUACAAAUGUGGCGACGCCGAAUAACAGUAAUAACAGCAGCGAGCAACGCCACAGCGCUGUACUCGACAGUCCAAAUGCGAACACCGCGAACACUCUCGGUGCGCCGACGACAGAGAAGAACGAAAAUACAAUUGUUGCGCAAACGCAAAUUGCUGCAGCUGCUGCAACUGCUGCCGGUGCUGAAGCAUCAUCAAUCAGGACCGACGCAGUAGCAACCAACAACAAAGUAGAAUCGAAUGUGACAGCAGCUGCAGCGCCGACCUCUAACAGCGUAGACGAGGGUAGCAGCCACACUGCAAAAAAAGGGGCGAAACCUACACCAGAACAGCUGAAUGGUAACAGCAGCGACGACAUCAAUGGGAGUUCAUUGGCGACGCAAUCGACCACCACCAAUGCUACCCCACCGGCGACAGCAACAACACCAACGACAACGGCGACAGAUGUUAACAACGGCAAUGCGGAUGAGACGAGUAAAAAAUCAGGAGGUAAAGUCAUUCAAAAGUCACCAAAAAGACACAAAGCACAGUUAUUGAACCCAUUGAAUUUGAUUCGAAAAUCUCGCGCCGCUGCGACUGUGCCCAAUCAAUGUGAAAACGUUGAUAAGCGCACCGUCGCUACCAAUGACCAUAAUAUCAAAGUUAAUAACGAAGCUCCCGCAAAUUCGGAGCAAAAUAUUAAUGCUGUUAAUACGCAAAACAGCCACAACGGUCAAAAGCUAGAAGCACCGGUUAGUAAAAAUCCUUUUGAAGAAGAUGAACAAAUCUACGAAAUACCAACUGGUGAGUACACAGCUCGUCGGCACAGCUGCCGAAGAAACGAGUACGGUAAAGAUACUUGUAUUUGAUGAUCGAAAACGAUCGAACGCUUCCUCACCUACUCUACUUCUCAUACUUCUGGCUUUCCUUUAUAUAUUUAUAUAUGUAUGUAGUAUGUAUUCCAGCUGUAGCUUCUUUACUCCUACGUGCAAUCAAGCAAAGAGGAGUAGAUACAAAUAACUUCCUAUGAAGGAGUCUAUGCGUGCACAUAGCUGUUGUUGUUGGGCGUGUACAUAUAUUGAUGCAAUGUAAUGCCGAAUUUGUCAAAGUGUUUUUUGCUUAACGAAUCUCCUUUACCUUUCAGCUGAGCUAUACAACUGGGACUUUUAGAUACCUAAUAAAUAAAUUGUGUUUGCUCGUCGGGAUGCUUAAAACCUUUUAG
This is a messenger RNA of Rhagoletis zephyria (snowberry fruit fly), 2282 nucleotides long. RefSeq names its product bridging integrator 2-like. The record is from RefSeq and is a predicted model, not a curated record. Gene Ontology annotation, molecular function: phospholipid binding; protein binding. Gene Ontology annotation, cellular component: plasma membrane; cytoplasm. NCBI's taxonomy places the organism in Eukaryota, Metazoa, Arthropoda, Insecta, Diptera, Tephritidae.